CAAAGGAUGUAUUAAAUUGAAGUUUUUAAGGAAUUAUUCAGUUACAAUAAAAAAAACCGACUGGGUUGCGAAAAUAAAUUUUUAACAAAUUUUAAAACAAAAUGUGUAGCUUAGAAGACAUUAAUGAGAAUCCUGUUCGGAAACUGCACACAAACUCAGCAGCCUCAAUAAUUGAGUCCAUCAAUGGUGAUUGUGCCGGCGGAUAUGGGCAGGAAAGUGCAUACAAUGACGUUAAUGAAAUCAAUACACCUACAAAUACAAUAGUCACAGCCAAUAGCAUUGACCAAACUGCCAAUAAAACUACCAGCGCACACAAAGAUACCAUGAACAAUUAUGAUAGCAAUGCUUCAACAACAGGCGGUGUUACUAAAGCUACAACAACGCCAACAGCUAUAAAUCCCACUUCAAACAAUUCCUUUAGUACCUCAACACAACACUGCAAUGAACCAAUUGCAGUAAGCACCACAUCAAUUGCAGCUGGCACCAUGGCCACCAUCGCAACCGCAAACACAACCGCGAACACAACACCAAUUAGUGAUUUCUAUCGAAACGCUACAAUUCUUAUCACUGGCGGCACCGGUUUCGUUGGCAAAGUGCUUACACAGAAACUUUUGCGUGCAUUCGAGGUGCGUAAAAUUUAUACGUUAAUCCGUUGCAAAGAUAAUAUGAGCGUUGAGCAGCGUUUGGAAAAUUUCUUCAAGGAAUCGAUCUUCGAUUCUGUACGUGCCGAGCAGCCUGGGUUAUUCCGAAAAGUGCAUGCAAUGCGUGUGGACUACAGCACCGUUGACCUGGGCAUUUCCCCAGAAGACCGUGAAAUUUUAUGCGAGGAAGUGGAGAUAAUAUUCAAUGUUGUGGCCUCGGUAAAAUUCAACGAAAAGCUAAGAGAUGCAAUCGAUAUCAAUGUUUUAGGUACCAAAAAGAUUCUUGACCUGUCGAUGGAAAUGAAAAAACUCAAGUCACUCGUGCACAUUUCAACACUUUACUGCAAUUGCAAUCGGAAAUUCAUCAAAGAGCGCGUAUAUGAGAACGACAUUGGAUAUGAAAAAAUUAUGCAGAUCUUUCGUAUUUUUGACGAUGAAACGCUGGAAAAAUUUCGUCACUGCCUAGUCGGCGAUAUGCCCAAUACAUACACAAUGACCAAAAAAUGCGCUGAGAAUUUAGUUAAUCAUCGAGCCUUUUACAUGCCAGCGGGAAUUUUUCGGCCGCCCAUCGUUAUAUCAACCUAUAAGGAUCCUGUUCCCGGCUGGACUGAUAAUUUGUAUGGGCCAUCAGGUUUGUGCACUUGGUCGGCGCGCGGUCUAGUGCGCUGCAUCUAUGGUCGGGCAAAUUGCAAGGCCAAUAUGGUACCGGCAGAUUACUGUGUCAAUGCAAUGAUUGCCAGUGCAUGGGAUAUAGCGAGGAGAUUUUUAUUGCGCAAAAGUGAUACACAAUCCAAGGAGGAAUUACCUGUCUACAAUUACAUUUUCGAUCGGAACAAUUUAACAUGGGGCCAAUAUAUGCGCAUGUCGCGUGAGGGAUUUCACGAACCAUUUGACAAGGCAUUGUGGUGUUUCUCCUACGUUAUAAUUCCUUCAAAGCCAAUACAUUCUACCGUUGCUUUCUUCCUGCACAAUAUACCGGCUUAUGUAUUAGAUUUUAUCGCAAUGAUAACUGGACAAAAGCGCAUCUAUAUAAAAGCGUAUCGUAAAAUUUCGCGCGUCAUUUAUAUGAUGUCUUGGUUUGGCUUGAAAGACUGGAGAUUCGCCCACAAUAAUAUUGAUGAAUUGGAUGCGGUGGUUGGCAAGACACAAGAACGGAAUUUAUUACAAUUCAAUAUGGCUACCAUUAAUUGGAAGGAAUACUUUCGUUCGUAUCUAAGUGGUAUACGGCGAUAUUUCUUCAAGGAUAAUGAUAAUAAAUUGCAGCAGCGACGUAUAUUUUAUCGCAGACUACUGCUGUUGCAUCAGCUACUCAAAUCAACACUCGGAUUUGCUCUAGUUGCGUGUCUUAUAAAAAUGUACUUCAAAAUUUUUCAUAUCAUACCAAAAAUUGCAUUUUAACCUAAACAUCGAUGAGGAAAAUUAAUUUGCACUUAAAUUUUUCGGACCAUGAAAUUCCAAGUGGUGAUAUUUGCUUAUAUACAUAAACAUGUCUGUAUGGAAUAAACGCCCAAAGAGGGAGAAAAAGUUCA
Anastrepha obliqua is the source of this 2170-nucleotide messenger RNA. RefSeq names its product fatty acyl-CoA reductase wat. Bases 102 to 2039 code for a protein of 645 amino acids. Gene Ontology annotation, biological process: long-chain fatty-acyl-CoA metabolic process. Lineage: Eukaryota; Metazoa; Arthropoda; Insecta; Diptera; Tephritidae. The transcript has 11 exons. Gene Ontology annotation, cellular component: peroxisome. Gene Ontology annotation, molecular function: alcohol-forming very long-chain fatty acyl-CoA reductase (NADP+) activity. The record is from RefSeq and is a predicted model, not a curated record.